Molecule: messenger RNA, 1285 nt
Organism: Micropterus salmoides (largemouth bass)
Lineage: Eukaryota; Metazoa; Chordata; Actinopteri; Centrarchiformes; Centrarchidae
Product: odorant receptor 131-2-like
Exons: 2
Coding region: 105-1037 (310 amino acids)
Biological process (GO): G protein-coupled receptor signaling pathway
Cellular component (GO): membrane
Molecular function (GO): G protein-coupled receptor activity
Source: RefSeq, a predicted model, not a curated record
AUGUACAAAAUUCACACGGGGCAGCUGAUGGAAUUAAGAUAAAUAAUGAUUCACUGUAUUUGAAAGUAAUUUCUUUUUCUUUCCUUAAUUUGCUGGAUCAGUUCAUGCUCGUCAGAGAUACCUUCACCACAGCAUUUGUGAAGAACCUGAUUGUGGUUCUGGUCUGGCUCAUCCUCAGUUACAUCAAUGGCACCUUGGUUGUAACCUUUUUUAGACACCAGGUUUUUUAUGAAGACCCACGUUACAUCCUCUUCAUCCACAUGGUGAUCAAUGAUGCCGUCCAGCUGACCGUCACAGUCACACUUUUUGUCUUGAGCUACAUCUUCUACAAGAUCAAUGUCUCUUUCUGCUGCUUCUUUCUCCUGGUGGCCGUCUUCACCACCAGAAACACCCCGGUCAACUUAGCUAGCAUGGCCAUAGAGCGCUAUAUUGCCAUUUGCAAACCUUUACGCCACCCCCAGAUCUGCACAGUGAGAAGGACUCACAUUGUCAUCGGGUUGAUUUGGUUUAUAUGUGCGGCUCCAGAUAUUACAGAUCUAUUUGUGACUCUAGCAACAGAGCCCCUGAGCUUCUUUCAGGACUCUGUGCUAUGUAUACGCCAGAACGUGUUCAAAGACCCGAUCCUGGCAUACAAAAGACAAGCCUUUGAUAUAAUCUACUUCACCUUUGUGUUCCUGACUCUGGUCUUCACCUAUUUGAGGAUCCUGUUUGUAGCUAAGGCCCUCUCCACAGAUAAGAUGUCAGCCCAGAGAGCCAGGAACACCAUCCUGCUCCACGGGGCCCAGCUGGCCAUGUGCAUGCUCUCCUACAUCUCCCCCAGCAUGGAGGUUGUUUUUCUUUUAAUCUUCCCGGGCCAAAUCGUAGAAAUUAGAUUUGCAAACUACCUGAUCGUCUACAUCCUGCCCCGGUUCCUGAGUCCAAUAAUUUAUGGUGUCAGAGACAAAGAGUUCAGGAAGCACCUCAAGAUGCACCUUCUGAGAAACAGGUGCAGGGUCAAAGUGCAGACAGUGCCCCCCAUGGACAAAGACAACAUGUAACACAUUAUAUAGGCAGAGGGUUUGAAUAAAGGUGUCCACUCUUUGAUAAAGAAAGCCUUUUGAUUCUUAAUGUUAUUGUAAAGAAAAUAAUAAUUAUAACAGUCACAAUAUAAUAACAAUAAUGGCCGCCUGGAAAGUGGCAGUAAGAAAAGAUCUUCAGUGUAUUUGUUACAAUAAGCAACACAGAGAAUAGAUCUGUCCUCUCAGUCUACACAGAGGAGACAGAGAAAAUCUUCUGACUUCUUUUG